Molecule: messenger RNA, 10811 nt
Organism: Cephus cinctus (wheat stem sawfly)
Lineage: Eukaryota; Metazoa; Arthropoda; Insecta; Hymenoptera; Cephidae
Gene: RhoGAPp190
Product: rho GTPase-activating protein 190
Exons: 24
Coding region: 1230-6308 (1692 amino acids)
Biological process (GO): signal transduction
Molecular function (GO): GTP binding; GTPase activity
Source: RefSeq, a predicted model, not a curated record
AUCAGUCCGAGUGAAUGGUGGGAUUUUAUCUUGCCUGAAUUGCAUUUAUUAAUUAUUCCAUUUGCGCUAAUAUAUUAAUCUUUUUACAUUAAAAUAUUCCUUGGUACUCCGUGUUCCUGAAGAAUGGACGCUGAUUCAGGAUCACAACUUAGAGUGCAGACUUAAAGAUAUAUUUCAGUCUGAUUUACAUUGAUUGUUUCUGUUUAAAAGGGCAAGUAGCAUAGAGUUUUAUCAUAAUUUCCCCAUUAUCAAGUUCUUCAGUGAGAAUCUUAUCUCACGGCCCUGAGCUUUCGGGCAACACUGGGAGCACUACCCAAGUUGAAAACAUGAAUCUCCGUGUGUCCACUGGUGCCCACCCACCAAGAUGGCUCCUUUACGGGGCAGCACUCGAUAUUUGACUUGAAGUUAUUUACAUGCCUGGAUUUUAACGUGUCCUGAGGUGAACCGCACAAAUUCAUCGACAGUGAGUCGUGCUUUGAAAAAUCGAGAAAGAGUAUGGUGUGUGAUACUUGAACGAGAAGAAAGAGGAUUAGUUGGAAAUCGCGCGAGACGACCGGCUGGCGUGCCAGACAGCACCAGACAGCUCGGUAGAGAGUAAUAAUAUCCGUACUUUCUUCAUACGAGCGGCCCAAUUUCUAAGAUAAACAGUGCCAUUCCAAACCACUAUUGCUCACAGCUGUGCUAAAAAUUGUAAACAUAACAAUUAACCAUAAACAUAGCAUUUAAUAUCCUGGACAUCAUAAUUAAUAAUAUAUAGCGAUGUCAUUUUUCACUUGUGAUUAUUAGUAGCUGUUAAGAAAGGUAUAUCAUAAAAGAUACAUACGAUACAAUUGACUGGCUUUCAUAUGUAUAUGUUUGCAAACUUGCAAUAGGAAUAAUCAAUGAAUUUAAUAACCUGUAAUGUUAUACAAACAUUUGAAAAGACAUAGAAAUAGUAAAGACGAAUGAGAUAGAACAUCUCGUUUCUUUUUUCUUGAAGGCAAUGUUACCAAAAGAGAUCUGCAUUGAUUUUUAUAUGAAACUUUAAAUAAUGAAAUUGUCAGGUGGUUAAUGUAAGGUUUUUGUUUUUUUUUUGACAAAAUAAAGUCUUUAAAAUUGGAAGUAUACUCUCGUCAGGCAAAGUAUGUCAGGAUGUUCUGAGUAAGGUCAAUGCAUGAAGUUGCACAAGUACAGUAAUUCAUAUCUUUGACCCUUAAAUUUCUAACUUUGGCUCGGGCACUAUUUCGAAAAUGGCACGAAAAUCUGAUAAUGUCAAGAGUAUCAACGUCGCCGUUGUCGGCCUCUCUGGGACAGAAAAAGACAAAGGUCAGGUCGGCGUUGGCAAGUCCUGUCUCUGCAACCGUUUUAUGCGUUCCCUUAGCGAUGACUAUAAUGUAGACCACAUUUCCGUUCUGUCACAGUCGGACUUCAGCGGUCGCGUCGUGAACAACGAUCACUUUUUGUAUUGGGGAGAAGUGAUGAAGUCGACAGACGAUGGGACGGAUUUUCAAUUUCAAGUAAUUGAACAUACAGAAUUUAUCGACGACGCCUCCUUCCAGCCAUUCAAGGGUGGAAAAAUGGAGCCGUAUUCCAAACGAUGCGCAGCUACAAAAAUUACCAGCGCUGAGAAGCUCAUGUAUAUUUGCAAAAAUCAGCUUGGCAUUGAGAAAGAAUAUGAACAGAAAGUCUUACCUGACGGGAAGUUGAAUAUCGAUGGCUUUCUAUGUGUCUUUGACGUGAGCGUUGUGCCCAACCGGUCAAUUGAGAAGCAAGUUGAAAUUGUGGCGAAUAUUUUGAACAAUCUGAUGAAGACCAAGAAACCGAUGGUGCUGGUGACGACGAAAAACGAUGAUGCUAACGAACAAUACGUGAAAGAAGCGGAAAAGCUUGUGAUGCGAAAGGAGUACAAAGGCUCGAUCUUGAUGGUUGAGACUUCCGCCCAUGAGAAUAUCAAUAUCGACGUGGCCUUUAUGCUGCUUGCGCAAUUGAUUGACAAAACAAAAAUGCGCAGCAAGGUUACAGCAUUCGCUGAAGCGGCCAAAGCCAGGAAGGAACUUUUGGACGCUUCGACGGAAUCAUUACAGAGGCUUAUUCGGAUACAUGUUACCGAUUAUCGUGCGCUGUGGUCUCAAGCGUCGAAGAAACUCGCACAGCACAAAGAAUUUACAACCUUUGUUGAACUAUUUGGUAUUGAUGAGACUCAGAGACUAUUCAGGAGACACAUUAAAAAGUUAAAGGACGAGCAAGUAGCAAAGAAGAUUCAGGGAUACUUAGAUAUGUUACCAGAUGUACUGCACGAAAUAUGUCCAGAUAUAUCCAAUCUGAUAAACGAGGAAUGGUCAAUUGUACAGCAGUAUAUAAAGGAACAUCCAGAUUUUCAUCAGUACUUUUACGAAUGUCCUGAGGAUAUACCCUGGAUUGAUUAUGAUUUUGGUGAGAACAAUAGCUCAAAGAUACCCUACGAUGUCUUAGAGACACCAGAAGCAGAAACAGUAUUUAAGAACCAUGUGAAUGCUUUGCAACAAGAGCAACGUAGACUCGAACUUCCAAAAAGAUGGAAAAAGCAGUUCAAGCAAUUGCUGGAAGAGACUGGUUAUGUAACACCAGGAAAACACUUGUCUGAAGUGAGAGUGCUGUUCAUGGGUCGCGAAUGUUUUGAAGCUUUGUCACUUCAUGAUUGUCAAAAGAUUUAUGAUCAGCAUCAGAAGGAGAUCAUUGAAAAGGCGAAACAUAACUUUCAGGAGUUGCUACUCGAGCAUGCGGAUCUGUUUUAUCACUAUAAGAGCAUAGCUCCGUCCGGAACCAUUACUCAGGACGAUAUCAAGGAGAUCACUGACGCUUUGGUCGAUGACUUCAGGUACAAGGCUCUAGACAGAUUGGAUCAAGAUCGAAAGUUAAUGCUCUUUCAGCACUUAGGAUUCGUACAUUGUCCAAUUCGAGAGCACUGCCCGGCGUUUCCUAAUUGUAUGGAUGCCUUGAUAGAGCGAAUACUGGGAACGAAAGCACACAGGCCUUCAUCGUGGAAUCAUAGUAGCCAGUGGCAAUUGACUUCAGAUAAUAAUCAGCUGAAUUUAGUAAUUCUCGGUAGUAAUGGACUCAGUGAAGAAUUUGCGCGUGAGAUCAAAGCUCAAGCUGAGGAUGAUGAAGUUGAAAUCGACUGUCAAUUAUAUACUCUUGGUUACCGGGUGAUUGACGGCGAUGUCAGUUUACCACACAAUUCAUUCACCACAUCGGACUUCAUGCCGCAUGGUUCUUUCUGUAUCUAUUCUAAUGAAGACACUUUUGAGUACAUACGGUCCUCCUUGGAGAAGACGCUCUUAUCGAAUCUCGAACAGGAAGACAGGUUACCCUUUCAGGGGCUGCCGAUAGUUAUUAUGUUUGUACCGGAUUCCAAUAUUGAUGAGAUGGAAGCCUUGAGACUCCGGGAAGAGGGACAGAAUCUCGCUGAUAGUUUGCAGUGUCCUUUCAUCGAUGUCUGCAUGGAGGAUUUAGAGCAGGACAAGCGAUUUCCAACCCCGUUGGUGAAGGACGCUUUGCAGCAGCUUAUACAGUCCAUUAAUCAUCGGGCCGGUUUCCUUAAUAUUUAUCAGAGCGUCAUAGAGUGUCUAGAACCAGACAUAAGUUUAUUUCUACCGCGCAGGAUAAUUAUGUGCAUGUUUUGCGGGGACCCGUACUCAGUAGAAAAUGUACUUGGUCCUUUGCUCAGUCAUCAAUGCUGCUUUUUAAGUGGCGACAGAUCCAUUGUCCUGGAAACGUUUUUGGGAGAAUCAAAGCGACGGGUCGAGGUCAUAAUUUCAAGUUUCCAUGGGGCUAAUGCAUUUCGUGAUGAACUGGUACACGGUUUCAUUCUCGUAUACUCGACCAAAAGAAAAGCAUCCCUGGCAACAUUAAACGCAUUCUCAAUGAAUAUUCCUAAUUUACCUAUUCAAAUAAUGGCCGUAACGGACACAGGUGGAGCAAACGCCUUUUUCAGCAAUGACCUGAGUCACUUACUCAUUACGGAAGGCAAUGCAACGGCUGAUAGAUUACAAGCACACUUUAUGACUUCCGCUUCGAGUUGUCAACAAAAAACGGCAUUCUAUACGCCGUUCUUCAAAGAGGUGUGGGAGAAGAAACCGGAAAUCGAGCAGGCGUUCAAUAUGGAGGAACCUGGAAAUCUAAAUGACAGCGGAGAAGGAACUCUGGAAUAUUCAGCUUUGCAUCCGAUGCCCCCACCUAGACAUGAAAGUUAUCAUUUACAAACUCCGGACGACGGCAGUAUGUCCGUCACUUUUAGGAGUGGAUCUGAGUCCUACGAGCAGCUAACUCCUGAUGGUGACCUCGGCGAGACAGGACUGAAUGAACAGUUUGCCGACAGUCGGGCCACACCCAGUGAUGACAGCGAUAUUUACAGUCAGGUGGAUUUCCAUCGUGAGGAAAGAGAGCGAGAAUUGCUGAAGAGUGGUGAUAUAGCUAAUAAAUUAUCUGGCUGGGUGAAAGAUACGUUUAUGCAUCAAGAUGGAGUCACGAACAGCUAUUCCCAUCGAGCUUUCACUACUGGAAGACGGCAUAUUUCCCAAGCGAAGCCAAGACCCAAGGGAAAUAGUCAGACGCUCAAGCAACCUGGAAAAAUAAAUUUGAAGGAUUUUUCCAAUGUAACUGAUGCCAUAGCCAGGAUGACAAUUGGCGAAAAAGAAGAACAUGGCUCAAAAAUGAGUAUAGGUCAUGCACCUCUAGCCACACCGGAGCUGGUCGAUCUGGGUUCGGAAUAUGCUCAGGUUAAGGAUGCUGUACCAAACCUCUACUCGUCAUACGAUGGAGAUUACAUGUACACGCUCGUACAGGAUUCUAUUGGAAACAAUAAGUCAAAAUUGAGACAUCGUCGUGAAAAAGGACAGCCUUCCUAUAGUGACUCGGAUUCCGAUUGGAGUUCUCUAGAGAGACAGAGAAUCUCUGACGUCUUAGGUAAGAUGAAUAAGAAACCGUCAACGCACAAGCGAACACGCAAGAAACGAACGGCGAUACCAGUGGCGACACCGAAGGUGCCGUCGCUUGCGAGUAUGACCAGCGGUGACGGUAUCGUCGGUUUGAAUUACACUAUGAAGGAUGACAAGAGUUGGCGAAUGGAUCCCGCUGAAAGAGACUCUGGGCUUUAUCGCCUCGUGUCGUCUUACCCGGCAGUGUCCAGCGAAACACCGGACAGUUCGGAGUCGAGCGACCCCGAGCACAUCUCCAGGACCAGAUCAAAACAACACAAGCACGUCGCCAUCAGCUUGAGAAAAAGAUUCGGGAAUUCGCUACAGCAGCAACAUUUAGCCUCGACCAUUCAGCAUCCGUUUAAUUUGAAGCACAUGACGCAGGAGAUGUUCAGCACAUCCUGUAAGUGUACUCUAGCAGCCAAGCAGCGGAUCGACAGUACCUUUGGAAAUCUCCCGGAUGAUGAGUCUAGUCUGGACGUGUCUUCUCCGCGGGAGAUCAAUUCACCAAGCUUUGGCAUUCUCACCAAGGGUAAGGACAGUGACAAGCUAACGAGAAAAAAGGAUAAGCAGAAGGCUAAGGAGGAUGAGAAACAAGAGAAGCGAAGACAGAAAGAAGAAAAGCUGAAGAAGGAGCGUGAGAAGAAGAAACAGGAGAAGAUGAAGCAGACAAAAGGUGCCGGUGGUACGACGUCUGGACAGGGGCAGCAGCAGCAACAGCAGCAGCAACAACCUCUUAUCGAGGAUUUCGCACAGAGCGAGACUAAUCGAAUACCUUUGUUCUUGGAGAAAUGCGUACGCUUCAUCGAGGAGGAGGGUUUGGAUUCUGAAGGGAUAUACAGGGUGCCUGGUAACCGAGCGCACGUGGAAUUGCUCUUCCAGAAGUUUGAAGAAGAUGGCAACGUGGAUAUACAUUCCCUGGAUAUACCUGUGAACGCGGUUGCCACGGCACUGAAGGACUUCUUCUCCAAGAGAUUGCCGCCGCUCAUCGAUAAAGAGCGCAUGAGCGAACUUGAGGAUAUUUCUGGCGCACGUGGCAUCAGCAAACCAAUGUCAGCGACAUGCAUGAAUAUGGAAGAUCGUAGCUGCAGAUUACUCGCCUUGCGUCUUAUGCUCAACAAAUUGAAUCCAGUAAAUUUCGAUGUGCUCAAGUUUAUCUUUCAGCACUUCGUGAAAGUUGCGGAGAACUGCAAGCUAAAUAGCAUGGACAGUAAAAAUCUGGCUAUAUGCUGGUGGCCGACAUUGCUGCCAAUAGAAUUUAACGACCUCGGUAGAUUCGAGGCGAUGAGGCCAUAUCUGGAGGACGUUGUGCAGACGAUGAUCGACCAAUAUCCCUUCCUCUUCUGCGACAAGGAGGCCAUCGUAAUGGUCUAGUGACGAAUGACGAUCUCGUGAGCUUUCAAGCGAUGAAAGUGAACGUGAUUUACGUGAUAACAUUUUAUUUUCCUAAGCUGUAUUAUUCAGCCUGAGAAAAUGUCGACAGGCAAUUCGAGAGUAGCAGAUCUUACGUACGUCCGUCGUUCUAUCGUGUUUACGAUAACGCAUAAUACAUGGUCUCAUUUUAUUAGGUUAUAAACAAUGCUUUAGUCGAGCGCGUUUAUCGUUAGGUUAGGAUAGGUUUAGUCAACGAAUUACAAAGGAAACAUCAAGUUCUGCUCUCUUGUUUAUUUCUUCCAUUUAUUUCUUAUCUUUCUUUUGUGUUCCAAUCGCACGAAAGUGAGCGACGGCGAGAGUUUAGCAUUUUAAAGAGAAGAUGAAAGGAAAAGAACAGAAUCAAUACAUCAAUCCAUCAAUCCAUCAAUCCAUCAAUCCGUGUCAUUCGUACGAUGAUCUUGUUGUGUGAAUGUCUCUCAUGUUGGGUGUAUCGGGAGCGGGGUGUGUAUUUAUUAAUCAGUACGGUCAGUUGACCUGCUACUAGACGAUAGUCGAGAUUUGGACUAGUAUAAACAAAAAUCGAUGUUUCUCUUCUGUUUAUCUCUAAAAAAAAGUCUCUCUGCGUGCGAUGAGACAGAUCAAGAGAGGGCUGAGUGAACUGGUUGGAUUGGCUGGAAAGUACAGGCUGAUUGAAUGAAUAUUAAUCACUCCAAGCACAGUUAGCCUCGGUUACUGUUAAGGCGUUACAAGUAAAUCACCCAUAAGAAACAUAUUAGGCCGUUGUGUGCUGCGUUAACUGGGAAAGCAGAAAAGCAGGAAAGCGAGACGAAAAGAAGUGUGCGUGUAUGUUCGGAGGAGGGAAGGAUUGUAGGUUUUAGGAAGAGUGAAUCAUUAAAAUUACAACGAUAGAAAAUUGUGGCAAUGGAAAAUGGCUAGUUGUUUUAUCCUAGUUGUGCCAUGGUUUGUAUAAUUCGGUGUUGCGUUCGUAAUUGCUGUAUGCCUCUGAGGAUUGAACUGAGAUAAAAGAAACUCUCUUGCAGAAAGUUAGUUUCCACAGAAGGAGAAGACGAUAGAAGACAGACAAGGCUGCAGGGAAGUCGUAUUGGAGUCCUCGGUGUUUCAUUAUUCGCGAUCGAGAAGUUAUGUACGUGUCGGUCGCGCGUGUGUGUUUCUCAUAUUUGUAAAGCGAUAAAUAUUAUAACAGAUAGCAUAUUAUCACAGGAUCGGUAUCCUUUGGGGUUGAUCAAUCUCGAUUCCAUUCGGAUCACAGAUUUUCCCAUAUUAGGUGUAACGAAGUUUUAUACAUUCGUACGUACGUAAUGGUAAUGUUAUCAUAGGAAAUUCGUUUUAUAGACGGGUUGGCCAUUGUAAUUCUACCUGGUAGACUGUUUUCACCUAGUUUGAGAUAAAUCAUUUUUUUCUUCUAAUCGUGCACCCACCCCUCGGUCAACCCUUAAUCCAACCGCAGUAUUACUUGCUUCUUUCCUAAACAGCAAAAUCCAACGGCGGCCUAUAAUAUGCUCGACAGGAAAGUCGUCGCGAAGUUACUUCUACUCGUCAGAAUAUUGUGUAUGUACAGUUGAUAGCACCCAGGAAAUGUAGUACUGCGUCGGCGUCGUUCGUUACUCCCUCACUGGCUCGUUCAAUGAGUAACUACGUUUACACGGCGCUCCUAAACCGCUUUAUUUAAUGCUGAUCUAAAGGAAUUGAUCAAUCCCAAAUAUAUCUUAGAAGCAGAAACGUCUGUGAUUUGUCAUUUCACUCGUUUCCUUUAGAUCAAUGCUAACUAAACCGGUUUAAGACGUUAUCGUUCCUGUCACGCGUGACCUAUGUAUCCCCCAGGUGGGAUCUUUUGACUGGUUGAAAAGGUGAGAAAGGUAAUAUCUCACUUAGUCACGUGCAUCAAUUAGAUAAUUAGAGAAAACAUGGAGGAAUAUCGCUAGCUGGACCACUUGAAACACCUUUAUUCUCUGUUCAUAUUGGUAUUAUUACUUAGGAGGACGAGAAAGAGGGAGGGAGAGGGAGGGAGAGAGAGAGAGAGAGAGAGAGAGAGAGAGAGAGAAGGAGCUUUGAGAGAAUGUGCUCGGAAAAGAGAGUGCGGGUGUCUGUUCUGGCUUUUAUCAAAGAACAAAAGAAGGAGAGUUUUGGUCGUCAGCUAUGCUUGAAAUCCUGAUGGUCACAUGGAUCACCGUGAAAUUGAAUUGAAAAAAUAAAGAGUCGAAGCGAUGAGCGUCGCGAAAGGUCGGAAUGAAAAGUUUGUUAUUAACACAUCUUGCGCGGGCACUUUGCCGCCAAAGUCUUACCGUGUAGCGGCCGAUUUUUUACAUUUCGGACGUAAAAUUCCUUCUGCAUAAACUAGCUGUAGUUUUUAAAUAUUAGGUUUUUUUAAUGAAACUUUUAGUUUCUCUUUAAAAAUCAAUUUCUUUAUUCCCUUUAAAAAAAAUAAAAAAAAAACGACUUUGGUCGCUUCCCGCCCAAGAUGUGUUGAGCUGAAAGGUGAUUCGCAGUGUUACUCGAUAGCCCUUAGUCGCUGUACCGUAUGUGCGUGCCGCGUGCGCGUGCCGCGUGCGCGUGUGCACGUAUAAUGAGAAAGAGGAAGAAGAAAGAAUGACGCCGUUCGAUGAUGUAUGUACAAUUGCGGAUGUCGUUAUUUUUAUUCUUUAUAAUGGGACGAAGUAGCCAGGGUCUGUAUAGUGGAUCGUGAGCUGCAGGUUUUAAAGCAAGAUUAUUCAUUACGAAUUGGGGACUAUAAAUUUCUGUAAAAUUGAAAAUAUGUGCAGUAUUAGGGCUUUUUAGAUAAUGAUGAUGAUGAUGAUGACGAUGAUGAUGAUGAUAAUAAUUCUAAUAAUACUUAUACUUUAGUUUCUACUGGCGCAUUCAUGCAUACGCAUAUAUAACCUCUAUGUGGUAACUAUGCCUAUGCGUGUUGCGUGCACGACGAAGUGCCGUGAACCGGGUGUGUCGGGCCAAUAUUCUUUCUCGCUCUGAUAAGGAGACGGGAUUUAUGAGGUAACAUUUUAAAAAGUCGACUGUCAGCGAUCGAGCUCGCACGCGUGCGAGCGUAUCUGUUUGUACCGGGUGUGUGCUAGUAAAAGGGAAAAGAGGAAGGGUGCGUGAGAAAAUAAGAAUAUAAAUACAAAGGAACAAAGGAAGAGCCAAAUUGUCAAUUGGAGAAGCACAAAAUCUCUUAUUCGGAGUAAGCCGAGUUUAAGGCUAUAGCCGCGUAUAUACGUAUAUAUGUGGGUGUACGAAGAGAAGUUGUAAUAGGGUGUCUAAAUGGUGAGAGGCGAGGUGUGGCGGAGGAUGAGACAAUUCGAAUUUGAAAAUACUGCUCCUCCCCACCUCCAUCCCUCCAUCCCUCCCCCCAUCUCCUCUCAUCCAGUCAUUCUACCAAGCCCUCGAGAACUAAUUAUAACUAUGCUUUUUAAUGUGUAUAUAUUGUUGCUUACGUUCGGCCGCCAUGUAUAUCAGGCUGCGAAUAUUAUAAUAUUAAAGAUACGAGCGUGAGAAUAUCGAUGGAUAAAGAGCGUCGAGUUUACGAGCUGCUUCGUUUUCGAAGGCGACGCGUUAUUCAAUUUCAAAGAAACUAAUCACUUUCGAUGCUUCAAUCCAUAUCGAGUUCUGUCCUACGGAUAACGUUAGCAACGUUGUUCGAGCCAUGCGGAAGAUUCGCAAACUUUUCAUCGCCUCUUCUACUUCACCUUGAAAGUUCCCCCUUGUCGAACCUAUUAAUUCAGGACUUUCUCUGUUUUACACGCUCGUUAAUAUACCUAAGGAAACUUACUGAACGCAUCUCCGUGGACGCGAGGCACGAUGUCCUGGCUGGGCGUCGUUGCUUUGCUGGCUCUUUUCAUUUCUUCCCUUUCUCUCUCUCGCGCGCGCGCGCGCGCUUCCCCUGUCCGUUUCGUUGUCUGUGAAAUCGCGCCGCUGCUGCGAAUCUUCGACGUUGCGCUCAACGACGAUCUAAGACAUCGGGACGCCAUCGCGAAUACGUCGCUCUCCCGUUCCUUUCUUCAAUUUCGAGUCUCGCUUUAGCGUCCCGAUACAAUAGCAAGUAAUCCAUCUUGGCUUUGCUCUACGAUCGCCGAGUACUACUUCCAUUUUCUCUGUCUUAUUCCCAGCGCAUUAUCGAAAUGAAUGCGAUGUAUCGAGAAUUGAAUGUCGAUGGCGAAUUUAUUGAACGGAUUACUCUGCGACCGUGAGCAGCCACUUCCUAACGAACAGAUUCUAACUCUCUGAAAGCCGAAUAAACGAAUGCAUUGCGCCUAUGGAGGUUUUAAAAGACAGUCGACAGAUAUUAACAACAAAAAAAAAACAGUUUUACGCAUAAUACACAUGAUACAUUUAUACAAAUUAUGUACAUGCACACUUACUCAGGCACUCACAGACUACACAUCCAUACGUGCAGAGAAUUAAAUGAAUCGAGCACACAUACUCACAGAGACAAAUAUCGGUGUCCAAAAAGUAUUUAAAAAUAAAAAUCGUCUUUAUGUACAAUUUGAA